AGGGGUUCAGAAAGUGUCUCUGUGUGUGUGUGUGUGUUGGGAGGUGGAGGGUGUUUCAGUGUGUGGUUGUGAAACAGUGGCAGAGAGUUUGUUAAGCGGAUUGGGGAGUCAGCAGGAAGAGCCUGUGAUAGGGAGCAUGCAUCCAUCACCAGAGAUGAACAAGAGCCUGUUUAUAAACACUCCAUACUGGGAAUUUCUUAAUGAGAUGAUUCCAGUUUCUUCUAGCAGAGGAGGGGGGUCCUUUGUGACUUAAAGGUUGCCAGUUCAAAUCCCUAGUGCAACCACAGAGCCCCAUACUGGGAUUUUGUUUGGUAGAUCUGGUUUAUUUAUCAUUUCCCAUCACUGACAAACAUGGCGACGCACAUUACCUUCACAUGCUAUUAUUCCCCAGCUGUGUUUUUCAUGUUUCCCCCAAUUCAUUCCCUUAAAAAGGUCAAUGAAUCAUCUCUUCUCCUCACUGACAGAUUUUUGUCCUGCAACAGAACAUUUACAGGAAAAGAAGAUCUUUGGUCCAGGUCCCACAUGUGCUGCAAAAACACACAUGAUGAGCAACUGUCUCAUCUGAAAGGUUCUGUUUACUUUGUGUGUGUGUGUCUAUAUUUGAGUGUGUGUGUGUGUGAGAGAGAGAGACAGAUUGGAGGCUGGGCUGCAGUCAACAUUACAAAAAGUGAGAGUUGGACAAAGCGAGAGGACGUUGGGACGCUCCACACAGCGGGAAGGUCUCAUCAGCGGAUUCCCAUAUUACGAGCUGAAGAGAGGAUCUUCUGUCCAGAUGAGAGAGUGGACUGAGUUGGAGAUGAGCUUUUCAUCAGGGGGGUUUCUCUCCGCCUCGGAUGGUUACUGUUCCACCGAGCAGCUCCAGUACUACGACAUGCUGACUGACCCCCUGGGCUACCCCCUGCAAGACCCUGACCUCCAGCUGCUCCCUUACAACCAGCAGCAGUACAGCCCCACCAACCUUCCCUUCUCCCUCUACGGCUCUCCGCCCUCCUCCACCCCCUCUCCGUCCUCCUCCUCUUCCUCCUCGCAGCUCUGCCAUCCCCCGUACCACUACAGCUCUCACUGCCUGGAGGCCCCCUGUGAUCCCAGCUCUGAGCUGCACUGCGGAGGCCUGGCUCAGGGGCUCGGAGCGGUGGGACUGCCUCUGGGGCGGAGGUCGCGGGUGGGGUCAGGAGGGAAGGGCAGGGGUCAGGAUGAGCUGUGUGUGGUGUGUGGAGAUAAAGCAUCGGGGUAUCACUACAACGCUCUUACCUGUGAGGGAUGCAAAGGUUUCUUCAGGCGUAGUGUGACUAAAAAGGCGGUGUAUCACUGUAAGAGUGGCGGUGGCUGUGAGAUGGACAUGUACAUGAGGAGGAAGUGCCAAGACUGCCGGCUGAGGAAAUGCCGUGCUGUGGGAAUGCUGGCUGAGUGCCUUCUGACGGAGGUGCAGUGCCAAUCCAAGCGACUGAGGAAAGGAGGUAAAGGCAGAGGGCAAGAUGAGGAGGAGAACACAGACAGCAGGAGGGUCAGCUCCACCAGUAGACUACCUGGGCAGGCUUUAUCUGCCAGUUUAACCCGAGAACAGAAGCACAUAGUGGACACGAUGGUGGAGGCCCAUAGACUGUACAGAGCACAGAACGGCAGCCACAGCAGGUUGUUUGAGUGGCCAUAUGCAGAAGAAGGAGAGGGUCUGUCUGAUGUUGUAUCACCUCACCUGCAGAGACUGCUGCAGUUUGCCAGGACAGUGCCAGGUUUUGACCUCCUGGAUUUUUCAGACCAGAGCUCUCUCUUGUCUGUGUCUUCACUGGAGGUCAUGUUUUUGCUCUCUGCUCAGCAGUUCUCCAGUAACCCAAUGAGCCCCAGUCCAGCACUGCAGGUUUUCAGCACGUCAACACACAACUGGCUAAGGAAUGUGGAGUCAAAGGAAAACAUCCACAGCAGGGCGUUGGUCAAUUCAGGAAGCAGUGAGGAUCUCCUCGGGCCAGUGCUCACCUUCUUCCACAGCAUGAAAACUCUGCGGGUGACAGAGGCUGAGUACAGCCUGCUCACUGCCACAGCUCUGCUCUGCUCAGACCGGGCGUCCCUACAGGCAGCCAGCUGUGUCGAGAAAAUGCAGGAGCUGAUCCUGGACCUGUUGUCCAGGGUGUGUGGAACCCAGGCCGGAGCUGCGCGAGGUGGACCGCAGCGGUUUGGCCGCCUGCUAGGCAGACUGACGGAGCUCCGAACCCUAACUCACAAUUACCUCCUCCUGACAAGACAGCCUGGACCCUGACGGAGAGGAGGAGGAGGAAGAUGAAGAAGAAUAUCACCACUGUCACCUCUGGGGAGUUUCAUGUAUUAAGUUCAGUUUAAGGACUAAAUGGUCAUGUAUGAGCUGAGAUGUGGUACAGACACUGUUAGUUUGAUGUUUUCACCUGAUAUUGAUCUAAGGUGUUGGAUCAGCAAAGUAUGGUGGCCCUGAAGAUCAAAGCACAACAACGUGUUAUGUUUUCUGAAAUCAUCCACCAUUUUCUUAGCUGACGUCAGUCCUGCCGUCAUUAUUGCAUUUUAGCUCCUAGUGGGACUGAAAUGUGCUUGUGGACUGAUUUAAUUUGUUUGAGCAAAUAAAUGUUUUUAUGUCUUUUUAUAACUUGUUUAUAGCCAACAUGUACAUUUACACUAAGCUGAGUACUGCCGAAAUUAAACAAAAAUGCAGACUGUG
Lates calcarifer (barramundi perch) is the source of this 2680-nucleotide messenger RNA. It is a transcript of the gene nr1h5, whose product is annotated as nuclear receptor subfamily 1, group H, member 5. Gene Ontology annotation, biological process: negative regulation of transcription by RNA polymerase II; positive regulation of transcription by RNA polymerase II; negative regulation of inflammatory response. The record is from RefSeq and is a predicted model, not a curated record. The transcript is spliced from 11 exons. Lineage: Eukaryota; Metazoa; Chordata; Actinopteri; Centropomidae. Bases 773 to 2251 code for a protein of 492 amino acids. Gene Ontology annotation, molecular function: zinc ion binding; RNA polymerase II cis-regulatory region sequence-specific DNA binding; nuclear receptor activity.